AUGACAGUGCCAGCAGCGACGCAGGUGCCCCUUUUUCGUGUCAGUAGCCCAACGCCAUCGCAGCGGUGGCCUGUGCCCGUGGUGCCUGUUUUGCACAUGGUGCGGCGGCCGUCUGACCCACCUCCGAUGGAGCUGAAGCCAACGCAGGAGCUGCUACUGCCUGUCUGUAGGCACUUUCAGCGGAUUUGCGUGUAUGGCGGCAGCAGUUCGCAGGUGGAUGAAGCGUAUUUGAAAAGUGCUGCAGAUUUGGGCAAAGCACUGGCAGAGCAUGGCAUCGGGGUUGUUUUCGGUGGUGGCAAGGCAGGCAUGAUGGGCUCCAUGGCCGACGCUGCGCUGGCGCAAGGAGGCGAAGUUCUGGGUGUCAUCCCAAGGAGCCUGGUAGAAAAGGAGGUGGCGCACACUGGGUGCACUUCUUUGAGGGUAGUGGAGUCCAUGCACGAGAGGAAGGCCUUGAUGGCCGAACUCGCUGACGCUUUCAUUGCUCUUCCCGGAGGAUGGGGCACCCUUGAGGAGUUCACAGAAGUUGCAACAUGGACCCAGCUGAACAUUCACCUCAAGCCAGUGGGUUUGCUCAACAAGUGGGGCUUCUGGGACGACUUGUUGAGGUGGGCAGAGCAUGCACGUCGAGCAGGAUUCCUGUCCCUGACAUCGCAGAGAAUGGUCUGUGUGUCUGACAGUCCGGACAAGCUCAUUCUCGCAUUGGCUACGGCCGAGCUGCCAGAUGCUGCCGAGAAGUUAGGCAAGCUCCAGAAGCUAGCUCCUGCUACAUCAUUGGGGCAAGAUCCGGCCAGUCGGCCUCUUAUGAAGACUUCCUACCGCUUGGCCGUGUCCAUGGUGAUCCUCGGAGUUGAAGUGGCAACCGCCGCAGCUUCCCUGCGAGCCUCUUCCACUGAUGAGCGGGCAGGUGAUUAUGGUUGGCAAGAUGGCAUUGAGGGUGGGGGAGGCUCGAAUUUGAACAGCGCGGUCUUCUCUGCUGUGAACCAAGAAACCGGGCAGGAGGUUGCUGUGAAGGAGAUGCGGUGCGGCCGAGGAGCUGGAAUACUGCCAGACGCAAGCGUGCAGAGGGCAAUGUUUGAGGUAAAGGUGAUGCGGCAGCUGACUGAUGCUUCGGAGGAUGCUAGCGACCUGCGGGUUCCGAGACUUCUUGAUCACCAGAUAUGGGACCUGUCGCCCAGAGAACCUGGAGCAUAUCUUUGCCGCGUGGUUAUGACACGACGAGAUGGCCAAGCCCUGAUUUCAUGGCUCCAGGAACGGUGUCUUCUGAGUGCGUCGGCUUGCUUACCCAGCAUGUGUUCGUACUGCGCGUCGUUCAUGCAUGCAGCAGCUGCAGCGAGGGAGCUGUUAUGCCAGUUGGCGCCAACUUUCCAAGAGCUGAACGGCCGUAUCGCAAUGCACCGGGAUGUGAAUGCAAGGAACCUCCUGGUCGCUUGCACGGAAGUCCGACCUUGCAAGGCAGGUGUGGCGCCCGGCGAUGCGUCGGCUUUGGAGUUCACCUUGCUGGACUUCGGAUCCAGUGUUGACUUCCAUGCAUGGAGCAGUGGGUCCGGUGCAGAGGGCUCUUGGGAUUUCGAGAAUCCGACAGGAGACGCAAGGUACUGGGGUCCAGCCUCAUGGAUUCGAUUUCUUUGUGGGUCGCAGGCCUUGGAAGGAAGUUUGGAGACCCAGUAUUCCAGGAACCUGGACAGCUUCGCUUUGGCCAUCUGCGCUUUGGAGACCUUGGCGAAGCUGCACACUGAGCGCUUCCCGAUGGACGUCCAAGAAGACAGGAUGAUGCGCGAAAGCGAUGCGCAGGAACGUGACGUCUUCUCAAAGAAGGUGGCGCUCUUAGACAGCAUCCAGCAGUUCCACAACGCAUGGUCGAGAUAUUGGAAAUUUGCUGUCGCCGCAUUCGAAAGCUUGGCCGAGUAUUCCCAGCUCGUGUGCCUCGGCGAGCAUCACAAGGCAACGCAGGCCUGGAAGGAGAAAGUCCUCAGCUUGAGCUUCGCCUGGCUGGGCUCGACCGUGAGUGCCGCCGCCAUCCGACAGACGCAGGCGUCAAGUUUAAGAGGCCGCUUGGCAAGACGUGCAGAGGCCUUCGAUCCUUUUGGAUGGAAGGGUGCCCUCAAAGACACGGUUGAGGGCCUCAUGGACCGGCUAUCAUGGUUUGGGGACUGCUGUCAUCAGGACUGCACCUUCGGUAAGCUAGUCGAUGCUGAGGCCGAGCAAGGAAGAGGAGCAGAUGGUUUCUCCAGUCUCUUGCUGCGUGCUGCGUCCGAGGCAGCGCUCUGCACUGAGGCCUAUUCAAAGCGCUCUUUUCACUUCUCCUGGUACCUCAGUUUGCAUCCCUGUGCGCCGCUCAUUCUAUGCAUUCAGAAGGGGCUGCGGUACGUGGGUGACCUUCAUCCAGAUGUCACUGAGGCCGCGUUCCUGUUGUUAAAGCUACAGACGAUGAACUGCGGAAGGAAACACCUGCAGCGCUCAGCGCAGGCCAUGCUUUACGAAAUCUUCAACUCAGUUGGACCCGUCGCAUCCAUCCGUGUGUGCCGCGACAGCGUCUCCCGAAAGUGUUAUGUCAACUUCCACAGCGUUUCCGAUGCUGAACGUGCUCUGGACACGCUGAAUUAUUCAAGCAUCAAGGGGCGUGCUUGCCGCAUCAUGUGGUCUCAGCGCGACCCUAGCCUUCGCAAAAGUGGUCUUGGCAACGUUUUUGUCCGAAACUUGGACAGAAACAUUGACAACAAGGCCCUGUACGAUACCUUCAGCCUCUUUGGAAACAUCCUCUCCUGCAAGGUUUGCACGGGGCCAGAUGGUAAGUCCCGCGGUUACGGUUUUGUGCAUUACGAAACCGAAGAGGCGGCCAAACAGGCCAUCGAACGCGUUGACGGCAUGCAGAUCGGAGAAAAGACGGUGGGUGUCACUGGAUUCGUCAAGCGUUCAGAUCGUGAGAAGCCAGCCAUGAACACCUUCACCAACAUCUACAUCAAGAACUUUCCGAACGAGUGGGAUGAGGACAAGGUCAAGAGUGAGUUCGCAGCGUACGGCGCUAUCACUGCUAUGCAUCAGAAAGAUCUUCGCACUGAUGAGCAGAAGGAAGCGGACAAGGAAAAGGAAGAGGAAGAGAAGGAUCGCACAGAGAAGAGUUACCUGCUCUAUGUUGCCCGUGCGCAGUCCAAGUCCGAGCGACUGCUGGAGCUGAAGGAGAAGAUGCCACCAAAGGAGCCAGCGGCUGGAGGACAGUCUCGCUCGCAAGGCGUCAACCUGUACAUCAAGAAUUUGGAUGAGUCCACGGACGAUGACUCCUUGAAAGCCCUUUUCGAACCUUUUGGCAACAUUACAUCUGUCUGCGCCAUGAAGGACAUCACAGAGGCGAAUGGCAAGUGCAAGGGCUUCGGCUUCGUCUGCUUCUCAACUCCGGAUGAAGCGACAAAAGCGGUCACCGAGAUGCAUCUGAAGGUAGUCAAGGGCAAGCCCCUGUAUGUGGGCCUGGCCGAGAAGCGCGAGGUCCGCGCGGAGCGCCUGCGCCAGCGCUACUCCCCCGGCGGCAUGGGCAAGGGCGGUGGAAAAGGAAAGGGUGGCAAGGGCGGCAUGGGCAUGGGCAUGGGUAUGGGCGGUAACCAAAUGUAUGGCAAUCCAAUGGGAGGAAUGCCCAUGGGAGGCCCGCCGAUGAUGGGCAUGGGUGGCAUGGGCAAGGGCAACAUGAUGGGCCAGGGUGGCCAGGGCCCAGGAAUGAUGGGACAGAAGGGAAAGGGCAUGCCAAACAUGCCAAUGAACCCGCAGAUGAUGGGCAUGGGUGCCAUGGGCAAGGGCAUGCCGGGUGCCAUGGGUAUGCCGGGCGCCAUGGGCAAGGGUGGCAUGCCAAUGCCUAUGGGCCCAAUGGGUCCCAUGGGCCCUAUGGGCAUGAUGCGGCCCACCAUGCCUCAAAUGCCGAUGAUGUAUGCCUGCCCCGAUGCCUCAGCCGGCUUCACAACAAACUCCGGCUCUGGGCAGCAAUUGACAGCUGCAGCCCUGGCAGCUGCACCGCCACCGGUGCAGAAGCAGAUGAUUGGCGAGCGGCUCUUCCCUGCCAUCUCCAAGUACCAGCCAGACUUGGCCGGCAAAAUCACAGGUAUGAUGCUCGAGAUGGACAACUCUGAGCUGUUAAUCCUGCUGGACAGCGAACCGCAGCUCAAAGCCAAGGUGGACGAAGCACUCCGUGUGCUUGAGCAAGCGAAGCCGCUUGCUGGGAUACAGAUGUUUGCCUGCGGGUCUGCAUUUGCAGGCUAG
Symbiodinium pilosum is the source of this 4242-nucleotide messenger RNA. The record is from the annotation of a GenBank genome assembly. NCBI's taxonomy places the organism in Eukaryota, Dinophyceae, Suessiales, Symbiodiniaceae.